Molecule: messenger RNA, 902 nt
Organism: Phodopus roborovskii (desert hamster)
Lineage: Eukaryota; Metazoa; Chordata; Mammalia; Rodentia; Cricetidae
Product: uroplakin-3b-like protein 1
Exons: 6
Coding region: 1-741 (246 amino acids)
Source: RefSeq, a predicted model, not a curated record
AUGGGGCUUCGCGAGGGACAGUCUUCGCUGCUGCUGCUGCUGCUGCUGCUGGUGACUCUUGUCCAGCCUGGGGCAGGUCUGGAGAGCAUCCACUACGUCCCCCAGCUCUACAAUGCCACCCUCUUGGGAAGGCUCACGCAAUCCACCUUCACACUGGAGCAGCCCCUGGGCCAGUUUGAGAAUGGCAGCCUCUCUGACCCGGACCCCAUCUGGCUGGUGGUGGCCCACAGCAACUCCACCCAGAACUUUGCUGCCCCGCAGAAGGUAGAGGACAAGCAUGCCCCUGCCGGCUUUGAUCGCAAUGGCUACUACCUCACACUGAAGGCCAACCGGGUACAGUACCAGGGCCGCCAGGUUAGCAGCCAGCUCCGAGUCCUCCGUGUGGGCAACGAUACCAACUGCUCCUUGGAGUUGCCGGGCUGUAACUCUCCGCUGCCAGGUGCUGGCCCCUACAGAGUGAAGUUCCUGGCGAUGAGCCCCAAGGGACCCGUGGCUGAGACGGAGUGGUCUGAGGAAAUCUACCUGCAGCAAGCCCAGACAGUCCCAGGAGACCCAGGGUUCCGGAGCAAGAGUACUGUGGUCAUCAUUGCUUUCUUGUCAAUCUUGCUGGUGGUCCUUCUGGUCCUGGUCAUAUCCGCUUGCUGCUGGAAGACCCCUGUGUCCGGCCCAGGGGAGCAAGUCCACCUGAGACAAUAUCACACCCACCACAUGGACAGCCAUGGAGCUGAGCGGAGUUCCUGAGAGGGUCCCAAGGGCUUUCUCCAGGGGCCGAGUGGCUGAGCCUGAGCUGGGACCUGCCUGGAACCUUCUGGAAACCUAGGGGGAAAUGCUUUCAGCCCAAAGCUUGGACUAGCCAGUCCUUAUCAGAAAUAAAUUGCCUUAACAUCUUUGUAUUUAUCUCA